Lynx canadensis (Canada lynx) is the source of this 1240-nucleotide messenger RNA. RefSeq names its product arylamine N-acetyltransferase 1. Lineage: Eukaryota; Metazoa; Chordata; Mammalia; Carnivora; Felidae. Gene Ontology annotation, molecular function: acetyltransferase activity. The transcript is spliced from 2 exons. Bases 85 to 957 code for a protein of 290 amino acids. The record is from RefSeq and is a predicted model, not a curated record.
CUUCCUGUACUGGUGCUGGAAGUGGGAGGACAGAAGGCAGGCAGCCUGCUUCCUAGUUGAGAGUCCUAGUGGAACUCGGGGAUCAUGGACAUUGAAGCAUAUUUUGAAAGAAUUGGUUAUAAGAAUUCUAGGAACAAAUUGGACUUGGAAACAUUAACUGACAUUCUUCAGCACCAGAUCCGAGCCAUUCCCUUUGAGAACCUUAACAUCCAUUGUGGGGAAACCAUGGAAUUGGGCUUGAAGGCCAUUUUUGAGCAAGUUGUGUGGAGGAACCGUGGUGGAUGGUGUCUCCAGGUCAAUCAUCUUCUGUACUGGGUUCUGACCACAAUUGGUUAUGAGACCACAAUGUUGGGGGGUUAUGUGUACAGUACUGCAGCCAACAAAUAUAGUAAUGCUAUGAUUCAUCUCCUGCUGAAGGUGACUACUGAGGGUAAGAAUUACAUAGUGGAUGCUGGAUUUGGACGUUCUUACCAGAUGUGGCAGCCUCUGGAGUUAAUUUCUGGAAAGGAUCAGCCUCAAGUGCCUUGCAUCUUCCGCUUGACAGAAGAGAGAGGAAUCUGGUACCUGGACCAAAUCAGAAGACAGCAGUACAUUGCAAAUGAAGAAUUUCUUAAUUCUGAUCUCCUGGAAAAAAAUAAAUACCGAAAAAUAUACUCCUUUACUCUUGAACCUCGAACAAUUGAAGAUUUUGAGUCUGUGAAUACAUACCUUCAGACAUCUCCAACAUCUGUGUUUACAAGCAAGUCAUUCUGUUCCUUGCAGACAUCUGAAGGGGUUCACUGUUUAGUGGGCUGCACCCUUACCUAUAGGAAAUUCAAUUAUAAGGACAAUAUGGAUUUGGUAGAGUUUAAGGUCCUGAAUGAAGAAGAAGUAGAACAAAAGCUGAAAAAUACAUUUAAUAUUUCCUUAGAGAGAAAGUUUGUGCCCAAACAUGGUGAUCAAUUUUUUACCAUUUAGAGUAAGGAGUAAAAAUAGUCUUCAGUAUUACUUCAUGUACUGAAACUUUUUGUUAUAGAAAAUAUUAAACAUAUAUUAGAGAAAAUAAACUAAUAAGUGUUUAUGUAUUUAUCACCGAAUUUAUCAACUAUCAAUUACCAUAUUUCCUCAAUUGUUUGCACAUUAUAUUAAAGAAAAUUUCACUCUUAAAAAUAUCAGGAUUUAUAGUUAGAUAACAUUUUAAAGAAUUAUAAUCAGGGGCGCCUGGGUGGCGCAGUCGGUUAAGCGUCCGACUUCAGCCAGG